AUGGCAUCCCUCGACGAGAAUUUAGGGUUAACGGUUGAGUCACUCAUGAGCUACUCUGAGGAGAUCAUUAAGCAACUGAGUCACUCGGAGUCGGGGAUGGAAUCGUUGCGGUCCUUGAUUGAUGCCUUCAAUAACAAGCGAAUCACAGUUAGCGUGUUCAAAGAGUCUCUUCAACUUUUGUUCGACAGCCAUAAAAAGAUCAAAGACGAAGGUGAGAUCCGAGAUAACCAUGUUUCUGAGGUUAGGGCUAAAGUAGAUGAGAACCCGAAGAAGAGUGGUCUCCACGUUAGGAUUAGGGUUAGAAUAAAUGAAAACCCUAAAGAAGAUGUUUCCGAGGGAAAAAAGAGAGGAAUCACUCACUCAGAACCUAUUGAGAAGACUGUGAAGAAACAGAGAAAGUCUAGGAGGUUAGGCCGAGUGACACCCAGCUACAAGCUUAUCCCUGAGGAACAACAACUUCCUCUCCCAAACAACCCACACAAACCAGAACUGAACUGUCUGAACAACAAGUACUCUUUGGUGCAGUUUAACGUUGCUUCGGGACAUAAGAAACAGACAAAGUACGAAGAAGCAAUUGAGAGAUGCGAAGAUGAAAUGUUUGAGACUGAUAUGUGGAUUGGAGCUCAUACAAGUGCAGUGGAGAAUGCUGAGAAAGUAAUAGCGGAGGAGAUGAGCGUAGAAGAUCUCGGAGUGAAGUUCUAUAGAUGCAUCCAAGGGCUAUACCGUCGAGAUAUGUCUAAGACUGUGAGAGAAGACCCCAUGAAGGCUUUACCUGUCAUUUUAAUCCGGUUGAAGAAGAAGCUAGAUGAGCUCACAGACGCUCAAGAAAGACGUAAGGCAGAGUGGAAGAGAGUCAUUGAGGAAAACACAAGAAAGCAAAGAGAAGCCACACGCAAAAACUGA
Eruca vesicaria subsp. sativa (arugula) is the source of this 903-nucleotide messenger RNA. Lineage: Eukaryota; Viridiplantae; Streptophyta; Magnoliopsida; Brassicales; Brassicaceae. The record is from the annotation of a GenBank genome assembly.